AUGGGAUCUUCAAACUUUCAAUUUGGCUCAGCAGAUUAUUCGAAACAGUGGCUACACACAUCAACAUACAGUGUUACAGAAAUGAAUACGAAUAUGCUGCACAACAUCAAAACCUUUGGCCAACUUCUGAAACUAUUUUCGGAAAAAUUUGGCGGACACCCUGAAGAGAAACGUCUACCACCCAUGAUUUUAUUUGUGAAAAAUUACCUCCGACACUACUCGAUUGCAUUGAUUGAUCAGACGAUAGACUUGGAAUCCAGCAAUUCAUUCUCAACAAAUGAGAAUACCAUGGAAAGUCUAAUAGAGUCGUUCAGGAAGCUUUACGAGUCAUACAUGUCUGUAUUUCAAGAAGAUCAAAUUUCACAAUAUGCCAACUUAGCGUUACAAGAACUGAUGAACGAGAAGCACACUCUUUGAAAGUACUACGGAACUCCUG
Messenger RNA from Caenorhabditis elegans, 436 nucleotides. RefSeq lists its product as uncharacterized. Lineage: Eukaryota; Metazoa; Nematoda; Chromadorea; Rhabditida; Rhabditidae. The coding region runs from base 1 to 417 and encodes 138 amino acids. The record is from RefSeq and is marked reviewed. The transcript is spliced from 6 exons.